AUGGCGUUGCCGUCAACCAACUCCUCCCUCAGCACAAUUAUUCUGCUUGCACUUUUGGCAGUAUCAUUUGUUUAUGCGCAACCUAUCCGCGAAACGAAGACAAACGACCAAGCUGAGCCCGCGCCUGCUGUCCAACCCCGCGACCCGAGGCUCAUUCCUGAUACUGAACACUAUCUUGCCAACGUUCUCGAUCUUAUUGGUGUUGACCCGAUUCCAUCGGAUACCCCAACGCCCACCAUCCCAACACCAAAUGUCCAGGCUGAGCAUGGCCAGCCAGAGAAUCUCGAGGCAACCCCAGUUAGCUCUUCUGAUAGUGUCACCUUCACAACAACCAUCAAGUCAAACGACGGGAAGCCAUUCGAGAAUAUUCAGAUUGGAUCAGGGUGGAGUGGUAAGAAGAAGCUCACGGCGUCGGAUCUGCCCGUGAUCUUCGAUGCGGUAGCAAAAGAAUUGGAUCAUAGAUUCCGCGAUAUGGUGGAUAGCUCGGAUGAGGUUGGAUUAUUUAAGUGA
This is a messenger RNA of Penicillium macrosclerotiorum, 510 nucleotides long. RefSeq lists its product as uncharacterized. The record is from RefSeq and is a predicted model, not a curated record. Bases 1 to 510 code for a protein of 169 amino acids. The transcript is spliced from 2 exons. Lineage: Eukaryota; Fungi; Ascomycota; Eurotiomycetes; Eurotiales; Aspergillaceae.